AACUUUGCCCCCUCAGAGUUUUCAUGAAUGUUAACUAGAUCUAUUAAACCUUAAAGGGCUUUCUGAUCAGUUUAUCUCUGCUGUCAAAUUGGCAUUUUUGACAUGUGAUUCGAUGAGGAUUAGCUCUCUUCUGGUGGAUGAGGGUGGAAAUGCAUUUUUUUUUUUGCCUCUUCCUUGUUGGCUUCACUUUCAUACCAGAAUUAUGGGGGCUGUCGUGGUGGAAAUUAUUCCAUCUAACCACUCCCUGGUUCUUUGGAGGUGACCCUGAAGAGAGAUCCACACUUUAAGCUAGGGCUGGGCGAUAUGGCCUAAAACUAAUAUCACAAUAUAUUGAGGAUUUAACCUCAAUAAUGAUAAAUGGACCAUAACUGCAGGUAAGUUGUCCACUAGAUGGGGCUGUCACAUGUAUUAUAUUUAGUCACAUUUUUACGCAUCUCAAGGUGGUACAGCUUCUUAAAGGGACAUGAAUGUUGCCCAGCUACACACAUCUUUUCAUUUUUUUAUUAUCAAAUUUAUUGACAUGGGAAAAAUGAUCUCGAUAAGAGCCAGAAAUUUCGAUAACGAUACAUUUUCGAUUUAUUGCCCAGCCCUACUUUAAGCCCAUUAUAAUAUGUACACACACAAAGAUCUUUGGUUGGCUUCUGGUGAGAAGAACACAAGCAGUUCCCUGCCGAUGUAUCUUCUAACUUUCGACUCUUCUCGUCAGCCCUUUUAUUGAAUUGCAUGAAAAUUUUUUUUAAUUUUACAACAGUUCCACAAUAGACUGGGGCGUUCCCACUUCACAGUCAUACACUACUCCUCCUCAUGUGAGCGGUCUUCAUGAGUUCACAGUCUAAAGCACCUUCUGACUUUCCCUGACCCUCAACAUCCAAGACUUUUUCUAAGACUGAAUUUGUGAUCUCUGGCUCAGCAACGAGGUCAAAAGUUUAUCAAUCAGACACUUCCCCAUGACAUAACUCGUGAUCUUCUUUUGACCACAAGCAGUAAGAGUCAGGCCAUUGUUAUAGAAACUUUCAACACCAAUGUUUUCUGGAACGUUAUCUCUGUUAGUCUGCAGCACUUCGACAAAGUUUUAUUUCCUUAUAUAUGAAGAUUAAAUGAUUGACCAACACAUUCAUAACCUGACAGCAAUUAGACUGAAGUUGACUAUAUUAGUUUAAACAGAAAAGGUUAUAUUGGUUAAGUGUAAAAAUGAUUAUUCUCAAAAAGAUUAUAUUGAUUAGCUUUAAAAAUGAUUAUGCUGAUUAGGGCUGCAAUGAUUCCUCGAGUAACUCGAAUGAUUCGCUGACAAAAAAUAUUCGAGAAUUUUCCGCUGCCUCGAGGACUCGUUAAAUAGACCAUAGCUGAAUAUCCGGCAUUGCGCAUGGAUUCUUUAUGUGUUGCGCAACGCGGUUACGUCACAGAUUAUACGUGCCAUGUACUCUACUGCACAGCGCGCAGCGGUCUUUUCGUCUUUUCAGCUGGGUAGCCGACAAUGGCAGACGCCAUGGAAAUAAAUGAAAACGAGCAAGACCAAAACGAAGGAUAUAGUAAGCGACAGAAGUUUUCCAAGGCAUGGGAUCACUUUACAUUAAAAAGCAAGGAAAACGCCAUUGGAUGCAAGCAUUGCAAGGUGGAACUACCACAACAGCACUUCUUCCAUGCUGCUGCACCUCUUAAGAAAGCAUCCGACUGAGGGCAUGAGUGAACGUGCCGAGAUCAGGUAAAUAAACUUUUUUUCAGGACGUAAAUAUUGACUCAGCUGUAGUGUCAAUAAAAUACAUUUGUUUGUUAUAAGUUAGUUUUAAAUUUCUGCCCUAAAAUGCAUCUGUUAAGUGUAUAUUUUUAAAAUUGGUUUACAAAAAAAAAAAUCUUUGUGUAGCGGAGGCAAAUGUGUAUUAUUUAUUUGAUAUUCUGUAUAAAUAUACAAUAUUACCUUACUUGAUCUUUAUUGUAAAUAUCAGAAGAUUAUAGGAUUUUUGCUUUAUUAAGUAAUUAUACACACCUCGUCUUGAUUCAGAAAAGAGUCAGGUUUAUAAUUGUAAGAAUUUAUUUGAGAAACAAUUAAAACAUGACAAGUGAACUAAGCAUUUACUGUGAAUGGAUGGAGCUAAAGGUGAUGUAGGAACCUACACUCAACAAAAAUAUAAACGCAACACCUUUGUUUCUGCUCCGAUUUUUCAUGAGAUGGACUUAAAGAUCUGAAAUUCAGUCCAGAUACACAAUAUUACCAUUUCUCUCAAACAUUGAUCACAAAUCAGUCUAAAUGUAUGAUAGUGAGCACCUGUGCUUUGCUAAGAUAAUCCAUCCCACCUCACAGGUGUGCCACAUCAAGAUGCUGAUCUGACAUCAUGAGUAGUGCACAGGUGUACCUUAUACUGCCCACAAUUAAAGGCCACCCAGGAAUGUGCAGUUAAUUGCUUUAUUGGGGGUCUGGGGACUCAGAACCGGUCAGUAUCUGGUGUGACCACCAUUUGCCUUAUGCAGUGCAACACAUCUUCUUCGCAUAGAGUUGAUCAGAUUGUCAAUUGUGGCCUGUGGAAUGUUGGUCCACUCCUCUUCAAUGGUUGUGCGAAGUUGUUGGAUAUUAGUGGGAACUGGUACACGCUGUCGUAUACGCCGGUCAAGCACAUCCCAAACAUGCUCAAUGGGUGACAUGUUCGGUGAGUAUGCGUGGCCAUGCAAGAACUGGGACAUUUUCAGCUUCCAAGAAUUGUGUACAGAUCCUUGCAACAUGAGGCCGUGCAUUAUCUUGCUGAAACAUGAGGUAAUGUUCAUGGAUGUACGGCACAACAAUGGGCCUCAGGAUCUCAUCACGGUAUCUCUGUGCAUUCAAAAUGCCAUCAAUAAAAUGCACCUGUGUUCUUCGUCCAUAACAGAUGCCUGUCCAUACCAUAACCCCACCACCACCAUUGGCCACUCGAUCCACAACAUUGACAUCAGCAAAUUGCUCAUCCGCAUGACGCCACACACGCUGUCUGCCAUCUGCCCUGAACAAUGUAAACCGAGAUUCAACCGUGAAGACAACACCUCUCCAACAUGCCAGACGCCAUUCAAUCACGCCGUGACAGAAUGAACCAAACUCCUAAAGGAUCCAGCGGGGAGGUUCUCCCCUGGGAGUACCUGCUUCAGUUCCUCACCUCAAACCACCGGCCGGCUUCUCCUCCUCCGGCGUCGCCUCGCCGCAGACGCCGCUGCCGAACCCCGGCCUCGGCGAUCCUCUCCACCCUCCCGGAGCCAGUUGGGGGGUUGGACUGGGAGACGCAGCUAGACCGCUCCUGCUAUGUGGGCACCAGACUGGCAGUCUGCUCCCCCAGAGUUAGCCCACGGUGUUGGGAAGGAUGCCGGGCUCCAGCGUCAACCCCUGUCCCAGGACGGAACCACGGGCUCACCGCUACUCCGGCUUGGGACACCAGCUUGGACCCACCCCAGUCAGAUCAGCGGCCCCAUCUCCGGUCCAGUCAGCACCUCCUUCAUCUACAGGCGAAGGGCCCACGCCUACAGCCCAUCAGACGGAGCUCACCAGCCUCCAAGUGGAGCUUGACUGGCUCCGUCAACUCAUCAGCCUCCAGGAGUUCCAGCUGGACAUCCUAUCCUCCUCGUAUCUCCAGGAGAAGGUUUCUGUCCAGCCAGCGGCCCCACCUCCGGUCCAGUCAGCAGCUCCCUCGUCUCCAGGCCAAAGGACCGAACCCACAGCCCAUCCAACAGAGCUCGCCGGUCUCCGAGCUGAGCUGGUCCGACUCCUUCAGAUUUUCAGGCUCCAGGAGCUCCUGGUGGACAAACUAACCUCCCUGCUUUUCCAGUUACCUUCUCCACCAGGUCCUGCGCCACCAGUCCAGUCUGCGCCAGGUCCCGCGCCACCAGU
Molecule: messenger RNA, 3844 nt
Organism: Nothobranchius furzeri (turquoise killifish)
Lineage: Eukaryota; Metazoa; Chordata; Actinopteri; Cyprinodontiformes; Nothobranchiidae
Source: RefSeq, a predicted model, not a curated record